Messenger RNA from Brassica napus (rape), 2035 nucleotides. Its product is annotated as alkane hydroxylase MAH1-like. NCBI's taxonomy places the organism in Eukaryota, Viridiplantae, Streptophyta, Magnoliopsida, Brassicales, Brassicaceae. The record is from RefSeq and is a predicted model, not a curated record. The transcript has a single exon. Gene Ontology annotation, molecular function: iron ion binding; oxidoreductase activity, acting on paired donors, with incorporation or reduction of molecular oxygen; heme binding. Bases 188 to 1768 code for a protein of 526 amino acids.
GCCUCAUGCAGUCAGCUAAUUUCUCCUCAAUAAAUGAAGAUGAAGAUGGAUCGACCCUAUUACAAAUUCCAUCUCUUUCAAUUAGAUGAGAAGCUGCAUUGAAGAUGGAAGCCUUAUCUGUCUGUGAAAUCAUUUAACGAGACUUUGCAAUUUGUCUGGUUGAUGUGCAAUAUUCAUGCUUCUAUAAAUGAAGUUACUUCUUCUCCUCCUUAUGUACACCCAACCACAACUUUCUCUAAUGGCUCCAAUCGGUUUAUUUGAAGUAUUAUUUUUCUUCUGCUUUCUCAUUUUAUAUUACUUCCUCAUCAAGAAACCCUUAGGUUUCAAAAAAGAUUUUCAUAGCAACCCUAGAAACUGGCCCGUUCUCGGUAUGCUUCCUGGAGCGCUUGUGAUUCUCCAUCUACUAUAUGACUGGAGCGUUGAUGUUCUCGAGAACGCCAACUUGACGUUUCAGUUCAUAGGUCCAUGGUUGUCUGGAAUGGACAUAUUGAUCACGGUUGAUCCAGAAAAUAUCAAUUACAUACUGAGCUCAAACUUCUCAAAUUACAUUAAAGGUCCUGAGUACCAAGAAGUUUUUGAAGCUUAUGGAGAUGGGAUCGUCAACUCGGACUUGGAGCUAUGGAGGAAUUUGAGGAAGGCUUCUCAGGUCAUAUUCGGCGAUCAAGGGUUCCAAAACUUCACAACAAGUACCACCAGGAGUAAACUCAAAGACGGUCUUGUGCCUCUUUUCAAUCAUUUUGCAAAGGAAGAAAUGGUUGUGGACUUGCAAGAUGUGUUCCAGAGGUUCAUGUUCGAUACAACGUUUAUUUCUUUAACCGGGUUCGAUAUGAAAAGUCUCUCCCUCGAAAUGCCGGAGGUUGGGUUUGCUAAUGCUCUUGAUGAUGUUGGAGAUGCGAUAAUGUAUAGGCAUAUUACGCCGAGAUUCUUAUGGAAGCUACAAAAAUGGAUUGGAGUCGGAAGAGAGAAGAAGAUGACGGAAGCUAAUGCCACUUUUGAUCGUGUUUGUGCAACAUACGUAUCAGCGAAGAGAGAUGAGAUAAAAAAAGGAAAAAGUGGUGAAGAUCUUUUGACAUUAUUCAUGAAGCUUGAUACAACCAAAUUCGAGCUCCUGAACCCGAGUGAUGAUAAGUUCCUCAAAGAUUUCACGGUGGGUUUCAUGGCGGCAGGGAGAGAUUCCACUGCUUCUGGACUCACUUGGUUCUUUUGGAAUAUGUCUGAAAACCCUAGAGUCUUAACCAAGAUUCUUCAAGAGAUAAAAACAAAUCUACCAACAACAACCGGAAGUGACCAAGACACAUCGUACUUGAACAAGCUGGUUUAUUUACAUUGUGCAUUGAGUGAAUCAUUGAGGCUCUUCCCACCAAUUCCGUUCGAACGCAAGUCUCCAAUCAAACCGGAUGUGCUUCCAAGUGGGCAUAAAGUCAAAUCAGCUACCAAUAUUAUGUUCUUUAUCUAUGCGAUGGGGAGAAUGAAAACCGUAUGGGGAGAAGACGCGAUGGAGUUCAAGCCAGAGAGGUGGAUUUCAGAGACAGGAGGGUUCAAACAUCAGCCUUCGUACAAGUUCCUAUCGUUCAAUGCCGGUCCAAGAACAUGUUUGGGUAAGAAUUUAGCUAUAAAUCUGAUGAAGGCAGUGAUCGUGGAAAUAUUACAGAACUAUGAGAUUAAGUUCAUCAAUGGACAAAAGAUUGAGCCAAAACCUGGUCUUGUUCUUUACAUGAAGCAUGGGCUUAAAGUCACAAUUACUAAGAAAUGUUCGAGUCCGGAGUGAAACCCUCAAGUUGCUUUUAAACUACAUUUACCAAAAUUAAGCAUGCGAUUAAUAAAAAUGAUCAUAAAGAUCCUAAAUAAUUAAUUGGUAAUUUUAUUAUUAGUUAUUUCUGAAAUGUAUUUUCUUCUUUUUUUUCAGCUUGAAGCUGAUUUUUAUUAAUAAAAUGCCUCUUUUGUAUAAUCGUAUCAUUUAGUAUUUUAUAAAUGUAUUGUAAUCAACUUGAAACGGGCUUUACUAUGCUUAAUUAACUAGUUACGUUAUAAAUUA